UGGCGUCAACACGGUUGGUCCAGUGUUCCAGUCCAUGUUUUGGCAUUCUCUCAUGCCUGGCGUGUUUCUCUGUGAGAGAAGCCGAGUCUUGUUUACAGCGGUGAUUCUACCGAGCGGAGACCGUCAGAAGAGUCCGAGCGCCGCCGUAGACACUUGAGAAUCAAACACUAGGCUCACAAGCUAUUUAUAUCAAACAGUUCGUGAUUUUUUACGGUGCGGAAAACCAAAAACCCACGCUCGGGAGCUGCUCACUCUUGCAUCUUGGCAAAAUGAUUUUUUUUCCUACCGCAAAACAGACCGACCGUGAGAGCGCGUGAAGACGGUAGGCGAGGGUGAGCAGUUGGUGAAACCAUUUUUGUCCUGGCGGAUAUUUUGGAUCGAGCGCUGUCUGGAGGCUUUCAUUCAUACGUAAAUACGCUAUCCGAGUCGUCAAGCUCUUUCAACGUGACCUCAAAAUUCCUCCGUACAUCAUCAGUAUAGCGUAGUUCAUCACACUGGCAUACGCACAUUCGCAUAAGGUGUUUUUGUUGGAGGAGAAAGCGCUCGUUUCGCUGGCCGUGCUGCGCGUCCCUCUCAGGUUUUCAAGAAAUGGAGGCUGAAGAUGCAGAUUAUCGGUCGAGUGAAAUUCGUGGCUCCCACACGAUUGCAUCAUUUAAUAGCUGGCAAGAAUAACACAGUGUUUUAAUUGAUCUUAAUGUUUCCAUUAAAGGAAAAUUAUACAAUUAUUACCAGAUAUCUUUUUUCUACUCCCUCCUCGCCUCCCGUUAUCUUUACGGGUAACGAAAAGGAACUAUCUGCUCACCCAAAGCGGAUUCUUCUGGACUUUUUGCUUGCUUACAAGAAGCAGCGUCGCGUUUUGCUGCGAUUUCAGCUUUUUAUUUUUUGGAAAACUGAUUUUUAGGAAUGAGAUCUGGAACAGCGAGGGAUGUUUGGACCUUAUUUUGGGGUCCUCUGCUGUUUCUCUCCACCAUCUGCCUGUGGUCUGCGCAUGGAGAAGUCUGUGGUCCUCACAUUGAUAUCCGCAAUGACAUCAGUGAGUUCAAGAAGCUGGAGAACUGCACGGUGGUGGAAGGCUACCUUCAGAUCCUCCUCAUUGGAGACAAGAACAACAACCUCAACCAGGAGCACUUUCGCACCCUGUCCUUCCCCAAGUUGACCAUGGUCACCGACUACCUUCUCCUGUUUCGAGUCUCCGGCCUGGAUAGCCUCAGCGUGCUCUUCCCCAACCUCAGUGUCAUCCGAGGACGCAACCUGUUCUACAACUACGCCCUGGUCAUCUUUGAAAUGACCAGCCUGAAAGAUAUCGGCCUCUACAACCUGAGGAACAUCACCAGAGGCGCGAUCAGAAUCGAAAAGAACCCGGAGCUGUGCUACUUGGACGCAGUGGACUGGUCACUCAUUAUGGAUGCAGAGUUUAACAACUACAUCGCUGGGAACAAGCAGUCCAAAGAAUGCGGUGAUGUUUGUCCAGGUAUCAUGGAGGAUAGCCCGCAGUGCAUUAGGACCAGCUUCAAUGACAACUACAGCUACCGCUGCUGGACCUCAAAUGACUGCCAGAAAGUGUGUCCAAAGGAGUGUGAGAAGAGGGCGUGCACGGAAAAGGGCAAGUGCUGUCACCCCCAGUGCCUUGGCAGCUGCACUGAACCAGACAAUGAUAAGGCAUGUGCCGCCUGCCAGCAUUACUUUCACGAGGACCGCUGCGUUGAGGCCUGCCCGCCGGGCACAUACAAGUUUGAAGGUUGGCGCUGCAUCACCAUGGACAUGUGUGCCCGUGUUCACCUACCCAGUGAGGUCGACUUUGUCAUUCACAAUGGAGAGUGUGUGCCGGACUGCCCAUCCGGAUUCACCCGAAAUGAGACUCAGAGUAUGUUUUGUAGCGCAUGUGACGGACUGUGCGAUAAGGUCUGCGAAUCUAAAACAAUUGACUCGGUGGAUGCUGCUCAGUCCCUGCAGGGCUGCACAGUCAUCAAAGGCAACCUGCACAUCAACAUCCGACGGGGCAAUAACAUUGCAUCAGAGCUGGAGAGUUUCAUGGGCCUGAUCCAGACAGUGACUGGAUAUGUAAAGAUCAAACACUCUCACACUCUGGGCUCUCUGUCCUUCCUCAAGAGCCUGCGAUACAUUCAUGGAGAAGAGUUCACAGAGCAGUCGUAUGCAUUCUCUGCAGUCGACAACCAGAACUUGCAGUAUCUGUGGGACUGGAGUCAGCACAAUCUGACCAUUAGAGCUGGGAAAUUGUUCUUCCGCUUCAAUCCCAAGCUUUGCAUGUCUGAGAUCCAGAAAAUGUGGGAGAAGACCGGUGUUAAGGAAAAGAUGGAAGAGGACGAUGCUCGUAGCAAUGGAGAACGAGCAAGCUGUGAGAGUUAUAUUCUAAAGUUCAAAUCCAACCACACUCAGAGUACUCGGAUAAAGCUCACUUGGGAGCGAUAUCGACCGCCUGACUACAGAGACCUCAUCAGCUUCAUUGUGUAUUACAAGGAGGCACCAUUCCAGAACAUAACAGAAUUUGACGGACAAGAUGGAUGUGGCUCAAAUAGCUGGAACAUGGUGGAUGUAGACCUUCCUCAGGACAAAUCUUCAGACCCAGGAGUAUUGUUGUCUUCUCUUAAACCCUGGACACAAUAUGCCAUCUUUGUGAAAGCCGUCACCCUGGUUGUAGAGGACAAGCACAUUCUGGGGGCUAAGAGUGAGGUGGUCUAUAUCCGCACCAAUGCAUCAGCGCCGUCAAUGCCCCUCGAUGCCCGCGCAUAUGCCAACUCCUCCUCGUCCCUGAUGGUGAAGUGGUCUCCUCCCAUCUCUCCCAAUGGAAACAAAACCUUGUACCUGCUCCGCUGGCAGCAGCAGACAGAAGACCAUGAACUCUACCAGCAUAACUACUGCUCUAAAGAGCUAAAAAUUCCCAUCCGCAUCUCAGCCACGGCUUUGUCGGACAUGGAAGGCGAAACAAAGCCCACCAAAUCAGAUGUUGGUGGGGGUGAGAAGGGCUGCUGCCCCUGCCCAAAAACCAAGGAGGACCUAAAGGCGGAAGCUGAAGACAGAUCUUAUCGAAAAGUCUUCGAGAACUUCCUGCACAACUCCAUCUUCACACCUAGACCUCCAGACAGGAAGCGGCGAGACCUGUUUGGAGUGGCCAAUGGCACACUGCUGCAAGGUGCAAGCAGGAACAUCACAGGAAUGGAGAGUAACAUCACUGACCCAAAGCUGCAUGAGAAAGAGUACCCUUUCUCCGAGGACAAAGUCUUUACAGAGUUCAUGGAGAUAUCCAACCUGCAGCCCUUCACCGUGUACCGCAUCGACAUCCACGCCUGUAACUACGAGAUCCACCGCUGCAGUGCCGCAGCUUUUGUGUUCUCUAGAACCAAACCAGCAGACAAAGCGGAUGAUAUUCCCGGCACUGUAACUCAGGAGAGGGAUGAGAAGGGAGAAGGAACAGUGCUGCUGCGGUGGCCUGAACCUCAUCACCCUAAUGGACUGAUCCUCAUGUAUGAGAUCAAAUAUCGUCUGGGAACUGAGCCCGAGAAGCAUGAGUGUGUAUCACGGCAGCAGUACAGAGUGCUGCGAGGAGCUCAGCUUAGCAAUUUGCCCUCUGGAAAUUAUUCUGCCCGGGUCAGAGCCACAUCUUUGGCUGGGAAUGGGUCGUGGACUGAACCAGUGUCCUUCUAUGUGCCACCCCCUAAAAGAAAUUAUGAUAAUGCCAUCUUACUGGCCAUCAUCAUUCCUAUUAUAGUGCUAGUGUUGCUCGCUGCAAUGAUCUCCGUUGUCAUCUUUGUCACCAAAAAGAGGAAUAGUGACAGGUUAGGAAAUGGUGUGCUAUAUGCUUCUGUAAACCCUGAAUACUUCAGUCCCUUUGAAAUGUAUGUACCAGAUGAAUGGGAAGUGGCUCGGGAGAAAAUCACCAUGUGUCGUGAGCUGGGUCAGGGCUCGUUUGGUAUGGUGUAUGAGGGCAUUGCAAAGGGCGUCGUCAAAGAUGAACCUGAGACCAGAGUGGCCAUCAAGACUGUAAAUGAAUCCGCCAGUAUGCGUGAACGCAUUGAGUUCUUGAACGAAGCUUCAGUUAUGAAGGAGUUCAACUGUCACCAUGUGGUGCGACUUUUGGGUGUGGUUUCACAAGGACAGCCCACUCUAGUUAUAAUGGAGCUGAUGACACGGGGCGAUCUGAAGAGCUACUUGCGUUCCCUCCGUUCCAAAGAGCAGGGCUCUAGCAGCCAGUCUUUGCCUCCGCUGAAGAAGAUGAUUCAGAUGGCCGGUGAGAUAGCGGACGGGAUGGCAUACCUCAAUGCCAACAAGUUUGUCCAUCGGGACCUGGCUGCCAGAAAUUGCAUGGUUGCUGAAGACUUCACAGUUAAAAUUGGAGACUUUGGCAUGACAAGGGACAUCUACGAGACUGAUUACUAUCGCAAAGGAGGCAAAGGGCUGUUGCCAGUGCGCUGGAUGUCCCCGGAGUCUUUGAAAGAUGGAGUGUUCACAACAAAUUCUGAUGUCUGGUCAUUCGGCGUGGUUUUAUGGGAGAUCGCCACUUUAGCAGAGCAGCCCUACCAGGGUAUGUCCAACGAACAGGUACUGCGCUUCGUCAUGGAGGGAGGACUUCUGGAUAAACCGGACAACUGUCCCGACAUGUUGUGAGUCCACCAACUGCACUUUGCUCCCAAAUUUGGCACUCUGCUUUACAAUGUUAACCCUUUGUCCUCUAACCGGCUCUUGUCUAUUUAGGGAUGCGAUAUCACGCUAAAAUGUUCAUAGUAUGUCACCAGAUGCUGCUGC
This is a messenger RNA of Sinocyclocheilus rhinocerous, 4761 nucleotides long. It is a transcript of the gene igf1ra, whose product is annotated as insulin-like growth factor 1a receptor. Gene Ontology annotation, molecular function: insulin receptor substrate binding; phosphatidylinositol 3-kinase binding; insulin receptor activity. The transcript is spliced from 20 exons. NCBI's taxonomy places the organism in Eukaryota, Metazoa, Chordata, Actinopteri, Cypriniformes, Cyprinidae. Gene Ontology annotation, biological process: glucose homeostasis; insulin-like growth factor receptor signaling pathway; positive regulation of phosphatidylinositol 3-kinase/protein kinase B signal transduction. Bases 904 to 4623 code for a protein of 1239 amino acids. The record is from RefSeq and is a predicted model, not a curated record. Gene Ontology annotation, cellular component: plasma membrane; insulin receptor complex; axon.